CACAUUUAUUUCUAAAACCGCAACACAUAGUAAUUACAACAACAUCCCACUUAAUAAAUCGCUUUUUUAUUUACUUGUAUAUGAACAUAAAGUUUUUUGCAUAAAUUGAUUUAGAAUGGAUAGUGUAGGAAAAGUAAACUGUAUAGCUGUCGAUGGAAGCGAAUCAAGCAAGCACGCGUUUAAUUGGUAUUUAGAAAAUUUUCAUAAUAAUAAUGAUACAUUAGUUAUAUUACACGUGACUGAAAUUCCACGAAUGGCAUUAAUGGGGCUGAUGGGUGCUUAUGCAUCAAUUGAUAUUUAUCAAGAUGUUGUUGAAAGUAAUGCGAGAGAGGAUGAACAUAUGAUGCAAUAUUAUUCUGAUAUUUGCAAAGAAAAACACAUAAAAUAUAACUCUAUUAUUGUAGAAAAUUGCUACGGUGUUGGGCAUGACAUUUGCGAUUCAGUUAAAAAAUGCCACGGCACCGUUAUUAUUUUGGGGCAAAGAGGUCUUGGAAAAUUUAGUCGAUUUGUACUAGGUAGCACAAGUGAUUACGUCUUACACCAUUCCAAUAUUCCAGUGAUUGUGGUACCUGAUGCAAAGCCUUCUGAAAGUUAAACCACGAAUUACGUUUAAAUUUUCUUCAUUGAAGAAAAAUCUUUAGUUCUUUUGUUUUUAUAAAAUGACUUGUUUUCUUUA
This is a messenger RNA of Hydra vulgaris (swiftwater hydra), 676 nucleotides long. RefSeq lists its product as uncharacterized. NCBI's taxonomy places the organism in Eukaryota, Metazoa, Cnidaria, Hydrozoa, Anthoathecata, Hydridae. The record is from RefSeq and is a predicted model, not a curated record.